CACCUACUUUUCUUUUUCUUUUUCUUUCUUCCGUCUGCCCUUUCGCCUCCACAACCAGCCCCCUUCUCUCUUUCCCAACCCUCCAUAUCGUAACAACAAAUCAUGCCUCACCGCGAGCACUCCGUCGAAACAAUUCGCAGAAACAGCGAGGUCAUGGGCAGCCUGCGCAAACUUAUGGUGGUCAACCGUGGUGAAAUUGCCAUUCGUGUCUGCCGCACAGCCCACGAACUCUCGAUGCGAACCGUCGCCAUCUUCUCGUAUGAAGACCGACUUUCCAUGCACAGAUAUAAGGCCGAUGAAUCAUAUCAAAUCGGCGAGGUCGGUAAGUUCACACCCGUUGGCGCCUACUUGGCCCAAGACGAGAUUGUGCGCAUUGCCAAAGAACGAGGCGUGUCAAUGAUCCAUCCUGGCUAUGGCUUCUUGUCUGAAAACGCCGAGUUUGCUCGCAAGGUGGAGGCAGCAGGCAUCACAUUCAUUGGCCCGUCUCCUGGAGUCAUUGAUAGCCUGGGUGAUAAGACCAAAGCCCGUCAAAUCGCCAUGGAGUGCAACGUGCCUGUCGUGCCCGGCACUCCCGGCCCCGUCAGCGAAUACUCUGAGGCCAAGGCCUUCAUUGACACGUAUGGAUUCCCCAUCAUUAUCAAGGCCGCCAUGGGCGGUGGUGGUCGUGGAAUGCGGGUCGUGCGCGACGCAGCCUCGCUCGAGGAUUCCUUCAACCGUGCCAAAUCCGAGGCCCUGUCUGCCUUUGGCGACGGCACCGUCUUCAUCGAGCGUUUCUUGGACAAGCCCCGUCACAUUGAAGUCCAGUUGUUGGCUGAUCGUGCUGGUAACGUCGUCCACCUGUUCGAGCGCGACUGCUCUGUCCAGCGUCGCCACCAAAAGGUCGUCGAAAUCGCCCCUGCCAAGAACCUCGACAACAAGGUCCGUGAGGCCAUCCUCAACGACGCCGUCCGAAUUGCCAAGCAAGUCAAGUACAAGAACGCCGGUACUGCCGAAUUCUUGGUCGACAAUCAGGGCCGUCACUACUUUAUCGAAAUCAACCCGCGUAUCCAGGUCGAGCACACCAUCACUGAAGAAAUCACCGGCAUCGAUAUCGUUGCUGCCCAGAUCCAGGUUGCUGCCGGUGCGCUUUUGCCCCAGCUUGGCUUGACCCAGCAACGCAUCCGUCAGCGCGGCUAUGCCAUCCAGUGCCGUGUGACGACUGAAGAUCCCGAGAAGGGCUUCCAGCCUGACACUGGCAAGAUUGAAGUAUACCGUUCCUCGGGUGGCAACGGUGUUCGUCUGGACGGUGGUGCAGGUUAUGCUGGCGCCAUCAUCACGCCGCAUUAUGACUCCUUGCUUGUCAAGUGCACGUGCUCUGGCUCCACCUACGAGGUUGCGCGUCGCAAGAUUGUGCGCGCACUGGUCGAGUUCCGCAUCCGUGGCGUCAAGACCAACAUUCCCUUCCUGCAGCGUCUGCUGACCCACGACACCUUUAUCAACGGCAACUGCUGGACAACCUUUAUCGACGACACCCCCGAUCUGUUCCGUCUUGUGCAGUACCAAAACCGUGCCCAGCGCAUGCUCGGGUACCUCGGUGACGUGAUUGUCAACGGCUCGCAGAUCAAGGGCCAAGUGGGCGAGCCUUCGUUCAAGCACGAAAUCGUCCUGCCUUCGAUCCACGACGAGGCUGGCAAGGAAAUCGACGUCGCAUCGACCCAACCCACCGCUGGCUGGCGCAAGAUCUUUGUCGAGCAAGGCCCCGAAGCAUUUGCCAAGGCCGUGCGCGCAUACCCGGGCACACUCAUCAUGGACACCACCUGGCGUGACGCCCACCAGAGCUUGCUCGCCACUCGGGUUCGUACAACCGAUUUGCUCCGAAUUGCACCUGCAACUUCACACGCUCUGGCCAAUGCCUUUUCGUUGGAGUGUUGGGGCGGCGCCACCUUUGACGUCGCCAUGCGCUUCCUCUAUGAAGAUCCUUGGGAGCGCUUGAUCCAGCUCCGCAAGGCCGUUCCAAACAUUCCGUUCCAGAUGCUGUUGCGUGGCGCCAACGCUGUCGGCUACACCUCGUACCCGGACAAUGUCGUCUACGAGUUCUGUGCCAAGGCUGUCAAGGCCGGUAUGGACGUCUUCCGUAUCUUUGACUCUCUCAAUUAUGUCGAGAACAUGCGCUUGGGUAUCGAUGCCGUCAAGAAGGCCGGCGGUAUCGUCGAGGCCACAGUCUGCUACACCGGCGACGUGUCCAACCCGAACAAGAAGUCCAAGUACGACAUUGACUAUUACGUCAACCUCACCCAGGAACUCGUUGACGAGGGCAUUCACAUCCUCGGCAUUAAGGAUAUGGCCGGUCUGCUCAAGCCCGAGGCCGCCAAAUUGCUCAUCGGCACAAUCCGUAAGAAAUUCCCCGACUUGCCGAUCCACGUGCACACUCACGACACUGCUGGUACUGGUGUUGCCGCUAUGCUUGCGGCUGCGGCUGCUGGCGCUGACGUUGUCGAUGCUGCCGUCGACUCCAUGUCCGGUAUGACUUCGCAGCCUGCCAUGGGCGCUCUUGUGGCCGGCUUGGAACAGACCCACUUGGGCACCGGUAUCCGCCACGAAGAUAUCCAGGCCUUGAACUCGUACUGGGAGCAGGCACGCAUGCUCUACUCUUGCUUCGAAGCCAACGUCAAGGCUGCCGACUCUGGCGUCUACGACCACGAGAUGCCUGGUGGCCAGUACACUAACUUGAUGUUCCAGGCUCAGCAGCUUGGUCUCGGUACCCAAUGGAUCGAAAUCAAGAAGGCCUAUGCCGAAGCCAACCAGCUCUGUGGUGACAUUGUCAAGGUCACUCCGUCCUCCAAGGUUGUUGGUGACUUGGCUCAAUUCAUGGUUUCCAACAAGCUGACUGCCAAGGAUGUCCAGGAGCGCGCAAAGACCCUGUCGUUCCCUACCUCGGUUGUCGAGUUCUUCCAGGGCUACCUUGGUCAGCCCGCCGGUGGAUUGCCCGAGCCUUUGCGCACCAACAUCAUCCGCAACUUGCCUCGCAUCGACGGCCGUCCCGGUGCUACCAUGGCUCCUCUUGAUUUGGCCAAGCUCAAGGAAGAGCUCAUCGAAAAGUACGAUGGCAUCAACGACUACGAUGUCUUGUCCGCUGCCUUGUACCCCAAGGUCUUUAGCGAAUACCGUGACAUGGUUGCCCAGUAUGGUGACUUGAGCGUCAUCCCCACCCGCUACUUCUUGGCCAAGCCUGAGAUUGGUGAAGAGUUCCACGUCGAGAUUGAGGAGGGCAAGACGCUUAUCAUCAAGCUGUUGGCCGUCGGUCCCAUCAACGGCACCGGCAAGCGUGAUGUCUACUUUGAGCUGAACGGUGAGGCUCGUGUUGUCGGUGUGCAGGACAAGAACGCUGCCGUCGAGACGGUCACUCGCGAAAAGGCUAACUUGUCCAAGCCUGGCGAUGUCCCCGCUCCCAUGUCUGGUGUCGUUAUUGAAGUUCGCGCCAAGGAAGGCACCCAGAUCAAGGCCGGUGAUCCUGUCUGUGUGUUGAGUGCCAUGAAGAUGGAGACUGUUGUCUCUGCUCCUGUUGCUGGUCGUGUUGAGUUGGUUCCUAUCAAGGAAGGUGAUUCGCUUUCGUCUGGUGACUUGGUCGCUCGCAUUGUCAAGGACUAGGUUUCCUUUUUUCUUUUCUUUCUUUCCUCUUCGUAUUUCCCUUUUUCCUAAUUUGCAUGAUUUUUUGUACAAUUUUUAUAUAUUUUCUACCCUUCCUAUACUUGUAACAUAGCAAAAUCGUUCCUUCUUCCUUCACGCACGGCAUUAUAUUCUAUAGAUAGCUCCAAGUGGAAAAGAAGUGAAAUAUACAUAUGUUGUUUUAAACGCUAA
This is a messenger RNA of Zychaea mexicana, 3837 nucleotides long. RefSeq names its product pyruvate carboxylase. Gene Ontology annotation, biological process: gluconeogenesis; pyruvate metabolic process. The record is from RefSeq and is a predicted model, not a curated record. Gene Ontology annotation, cellular component: cytoplasm. The transcript is spliced from 5 exons. Bases 103 to 3627 code for a protein of 1174 amino acids. NCBI's taxonomy places the organism in Eukaryota, Fungi, Mucoromycota, Mucoromycetes, Mucorales, Lichtheimiaceae. Gene Ontology annotation, molecular function: metal ion binding; pyruvate carboxylase activity; ATP binding.